Messenger RNA from Aspergillus wentii DTO 134E9, 4632 nucleotides. RefSeq lists its product as uncharacterized. Gene Ontology annotation, biological process: transmembrane transport. Gene Ontology annotation, cellular component: membrane. The record is from RefSeq and is a predicted model, not a curated record. The transcript is spliced from 9 exons. Gene Ontology annotation, molecular function: ATP hydrolysis activity; ATP binding; ABC-type transporter activity. The coding region runs from base 14 to 4429 and encodes 1471 amino acids. NCBI's taxonomy places the organism in Eukaryota, Fungi, Ascomycota, Eurotiomycetes, Eurotiales, Aspergillaceae.
GAUCCUUUUAAUCAUGUCGGUCUUCGGAGGGAUUCCCUCAAAUGAUGAUCCUCAAGAACACUUCGUGGGACAUGGCCUGGAGGACCCUGACGAAAUAUCGGUUAAAACAAAAGUGGAUGGACUCGAUGACAGCGAGCGCGAGAAGGACAUGGAGGAGGAGAUCGAGGAGAUGGCCCGUCAGCUGACCCGCCAUUCAACCCACUUCUCUUCCACCAAUGCCAAAAACCCCUUCUUCGAAGACGACAAGGAGUCGACCUUGCACCCAGACAGUUCAAAUUUCAGGGUCAAGGAUUGGAUUCGAUCCUUGCUGGCAGCCCAAGCAACCAAUCCCGAUCGAUUUCGACAACGCAAUGCCGGCGUUGCAUUCCAAAACCUGAACGUGCAUGGCUUCGGCAGCCCAACAGACUAUCAGAAGGACGUGUUUAAUUCCGUCUUGGGUAUCGGUAGCCUAGUUCGCCGGGUAGUUGGUUCAGGGCUUCAAAAGGUCCAGAUACUGCAAGGCUUCGAUGGAUUGAUUCGGAGCGGCGAGAUGCUGCUUGUUCUCGGUCGCCCGGGCAGUGGCUGUUCGACCUUCUUGAAAACCAUUGCGGGAGAGAUGAAUGGAAUCCACCUCAGCGAUGACAGCUAUCUGAACUAUCAAGGUAUCUCUGCCAAAGCGAUGCAAGGCCAGUUUCGUGGAGAGGCAAUCUUCAGCGCUGAGAACGACGUGCAUUUCCCACAGCUCUCCGUGGGUGAUACUUUGACCUUUUCUGCCCAGGCGAGAGCACCUCGCACUCGCUUCCACGGUGUUUCUAGACAUGAGUAUGCCAGCCAUGUCCGCGAUGUGGUCAUGACAAUGCUGGGUCUACGCCAUACAUUCAACACCCGGGUGGGAAAUGACUUUAUUCGAGGUGUCAGCGGCGGAGAGCGUAAACGAGUGAGUAUUGCAGAGGCCAUGCUCAGUGGAGCUCCUCUCCAGUGCUGGGACAAUAGCACACGAGGUCUAGACAGUGCCAAUGCAUUGGAAUUUUGCAAGAAUCUGCGGUUGAUGAGUCGAUAUGCUGAGACAACCGCAUGUGUGGCCAUAUACCAGGCGUCACAGAAUGCGUACGAUACAUUCGACAAGGUAGUCGUUCUAUAUGAGGGUCGUCAAAUCUAUUUCGGCCCAACGACGGAGGCCCGUCAGUUUUUCACAGAGAUGGGCUACAAAUGUCCAGAACGUCAAACCACCGCCGAUUUCCUGACUUCGCUCACCAGCCCCAGUGAGCGGAGAGUGAGGCCUGGGUAUGAAGACAAGGUGCCUCGAACACCGGAUGAGUUCGCCCAAGCAUGGCUCAAUAGUCAGGCUCGGAAUCGCCUGAUGAGCGAGAUCGAUGCCUUUGAAAAAGAACACCCGGUUGGAGGAGACUCGUACACCAAGUUCGUCGAGGCACGGCGUUUGAUGCAAUCUAAGCAACAACGAAUCAAAUCGCCGUAUACACUAUCGAUUGUCGAGCAGAUUAAUUUAUGCCUGGUGCGCGGCUUUCAGCGUCUCAAAGGGGACGCCAGUCUCACUCUCACGGCAUUAUUCGGCAACUUCUUCAUCUCAUUGAUCAUUGGAAGUGUUUUUUAUAAUCUCCCGAAAACCACCGACAGCUUCUACUCCCGGGGUGUUUUACUUUUCUAUGCGGUCCUGCUAAGUGCGUUUAGUAGUGCUCUUGAGAUUUUGAUUCUAUAUGCACAGCGCCCUAUUGUCGAAAAGCAGUCCCGGUUUGCGUUCUAUCAUCCGUUCACCGAGGCCUUUGCCUCCAUGCUUUGUGAUAUGCCCUAUAAGCUUCUCAAUUCGUUCACAUUCAAUAUUCCAUUGUACUUUCUUGGCAACUUGCGUCGUGAAGCAGGGGCCUUUUUUACAUUUUGGAUCUUUUCCCUGAUUACCACAUUGACCAUGUCUAUGAUCUUCCGGACGUUUGGAGCUACAUCUCGAUCAUUGGCCCAAGCCCUUGUUCCGGCGGCACUUUUAAUUCUGGGUCUAGUGAUUUAUACUGGGUUUAUCAUUCCGACAAGAGACAUGCUUGGCUGGUCACGAUGGAUGAACUACCUGGACCCCAUCGCGUAUGCUUUUGAGGCCUUCAUGAUCAACGAGUUUUCCGGUCGAAAUUUCACCUGUACCUCGUUCGUUCCAUCGGGACCUGGCUAUGAAAACGUACCACAAGAGAACAAGAUAUGCAACGCUGUUUCGUCAAGUCAGGGAGACUUGGUGAUCCAUGGAGAAGCCUACCUAAACACAGCAUACUCUUACAGUCAUGGCCAUCUCUGGCGCAAUUUUGGCAUUAUUAUCGCCUUUUUGAUCUUCUUCAUGUGCACUUACCUAUUAGCCACCGAAUUCAUCAGUGAAGCCAUGUCGAAAGGAGAAGUAUUGGUUUUCCGCCGUGGUCAUCAACCCAAACAGACCCAAGAUAUCGAGGUCCCGUCAGAAACGAAAAAUGAGCAGAGUCAGCCCAGGGAUGGUGACGUUGGUAUCCAGCGACAGACUGCUAUCUUCCAAUGGCAGGAUCUAUGUUAUGACAUUAAAAUUAAAGGGGAGCCCCGACGUAUCCUUGACCAUGUCAAUGGAUGGGUGAAACCUGGGACGGCUACCGCGUUGAUGGGUGUUUCUGGUGCCGGAAAAACGACUCUUCUUGAUGUACUCGCAACCAGGGUCACCAUGGGUGUGGUCACAGGCGAGGUCUUGGUAGAUGGUCGCCCCCGGGAUGAUUCGUUUCAGCGCAAAACCGGCUACGUUCAACAGCAAGAUGUUCAUCUACCAACAUCGACAGUCCGUGAAGCUCUUCAAUUUAGUGCUUUGCUCAGACAGCCAGCCCAUGUUAGUCGUGAGGAAAAGCUCGCCUAUGUUGAAGAAGUUUUGGAUCUUCUAGGCAUGCAGUCGUAUGCAGGUGCUGUGGUUGGUGUACCAGGACAGGGUCUCAAUGUCGAGCAGCGAAAACGAUUGACAAUUGGUGUUGAGCUUGCUGCUAAGCCCCAGUUGCUUCUUUUCCUUGACGAGCCGACUUCAGGCUUAGAUAGUCAAACAUCAUGGUCCAUUCUUGACCUUAUGGAAACUCUCACAAAGCAUGGACAAGCCAUUCUAUGUACAAUUCACCAGCCCUCCGCAAUGCUCUUUCAGCGCUUUGACCGGUUACUAUUCCUCGCCAAAGGGGGCCGAACGGUCUAUUUUGGACAGAUUGGGGAGAACUCUUCGAUUCUUGCUGACUAUUUCAUGCGCAAUGGGGGAACCCCUCUAAGGGCAGACGAAAAUCCCGCGGAAUGGAUGUUAGAUGUCAUCGGUGCAGCACCAGGCUCACAUAGUGAGAUUGACUGGCCAGUGGUGUGGGCAAACAGCCCAGAGAAGCAGGCUGUGAGUGACCAUCUGGCAGAGCUAAAAUCGACUCUCUCUGCAACGCCAAAGGAAGCAUCAGGGAAAGAUGAGUACAGGGAGUUUGCUUCAACGACUGUUACCCAGAUGCGGGAAUGCUUGUCUCGAGUUUUCUCUCAAUACUGGCGCACUCCAUCCUACAUCUACUCGAAACUUGCCCUGUCAACAUUGACUGCCUUGUAUAACGGGUUCUCUUUCUUCAAGGCUAAGAAUUCUCAACAUGGCUUGCAGAACCAGAUGUUUAGCAUUUUCAUGCUCAUGACAGUCUUCGGCAAUUUGGUCCAACAAAUCAUGCCUAACUUUGUGAUCCAGCGCUCAAUUUACGAAGUACGUGAGCGUCCAUCCAAGAUGUAUUCCUGGCGUGUUUUCAUGGGUGCGAAUAUCAUUGUAGAACUGCCCUGGAAUUUUCUCGUGGCCGUCCUCAUGUUCUUCUGCUGGUAUUAUCCAGUAGGCCUUUACCACAAUGCUGAACCGACAGGUGCGGUGCAUGAGCGCGGUGCUCUGAUGUUUCUGCUCCUGCUUACCUUCCUAUGGUUCACAUCGACUUUUACUCACAUGGUAAUUGCGGGUGUGGAAAAUUCAGAAACAGGAGGUAACAUUGCCAAUCUUUUGUUUGCUCUCUUGCUGCUCUUCUGCGGUGUCGUCGCAACACCACAAGCCAUGCCAGGUUUCUGGAUAUUCAUGUAUCGCCUCUCGCCCUUUACAUAUCUCGUGUCAGCCAUGCUAUCUACUGCUGUCAGCGGCACCGACGUGACCUGUGCCUCCAUUGAGACGCUCCAGGUUGACCCGCCCACUCAGCAGACAUGCUCUCAGUAUCUGGACUCAUUCGUCACGAUCAAUGGAGGGUACAUUCAGAAUCCGAAUGCGACCAGCCAGUGCGAAUACUGCCCUAUUGCAAAGACUGAUGUCUUCUUGGCCUCUGUUAACAGUCACUGGGACGAUGCGUGGAGGAACUUCGGCCUGAUGUGGGUAUACAUUGCGUUUAAUAUUGCCGCGGCUGUGGGAGUAUAUUGGCUGGCUCGUGUGCCCAAGGGCAGUCGGAUGAAGGGCUCAUCUUGAUCACAAUAUUAAAGUGCCUUCUCAAGGACUGAUGUUGUGUAUUAUCCAAUAUUGGGGGUUAGGGGAUGCUACAGCUUUCUUUCAAUUAUAUCUAUAGCGUCAUUUGUUGGCUGUUAUCUCAGAAUGUUCCAUAGUACAGCUUAUACUUCUAUAUAGUGAUUUCACCAGCUCUGGUUUAGUACAUAAUAAAGCACAUAUUCCAG